Molecule: messenger RNA, 1458 nt
Organism: Raphanus sativus (radish)
Lineage: Eukaryota; Viridiplantae; Streptophyta; Magnoliopsida; Brassicales; Brassicaceae
Product: protein PHLOEM PROTEIN 2-LIKE A10
Exons: 1
Coding region: 321-1346 (341 amino acids)
Source: RefSeq, a predicted model, not a curated record
CUUCCUUCCCGGCAAAGCCCACCGUUAUUGGGACCUCAAUAGAGAAUCGCCCACCAUUAACUCCUCCACCUACAAUCAAACUCACAUAUCCAUACCGAAACCGAACCUAACCGAACCAAUGGUUUAGUUUAUCAUUCUUUCUUUCUAUCGUCCCUUCCCCCUUUUUUUAAACUGCAAAUUUGAUUUCGUGAGAGAUUCAAUUCAAAAAAAUUCUGUUUUUUUUUCUCUUCGUUUGAAUGGACCUUGUUCGUUUUAAUUUUGCAAAUUUGAUUUCGUGAGAGAUUCAAUUUCAAAAAAACACUUUUUUUUUCUUUGUUUGAAUGGACCUUCAACGAAGAAGGAAAUGGCUGAUCUUUAUAGCGAUCUCCGGCGUCUCUGUUUACGGACUCCACAAGCUUUACCAUUCACCUUCCAUAACGAGGAAGAGGAAACGUCUCACGAAGAUUCUCACAGCUAUCUUCUCCCUAGCCGAAUCGAUCUCCGACUCCGCCGAGACAAUCUCCCUCCUCUCUCGCGACUUCAAAACAUUCCUCAAUUCCGAUUCCGAUCAAAUCCCGAACAGCUUGAAACAGAUCGCAAAGAUCGUCAACUCCAAAGAGUUAACGGACUCCCUCUCCAACGUCUCCAAAGCUCUAACCGUCGGCGUCUAUCGUGGGUACAAUAACAACGUCGGGGGUUCGAGUCCGAGUGUUGUCGACAAAGUGAUUGAUAAAGCUUUCUCAAAGGCUGGAUCCGGUUUCAUCUCGGUCGUAGUUGGUAGCUUCGCUAAGAAUCUCGUUCUUGGAUUUUUUUACUCUGAUCAGAAAUGUGAUUCUUCUUCUAGCUGGUUGGAUUUGCUCUGCGAUGAGAAGUGUAGAGAGCUUUUAGCUGAUUGCGUUCAGAGAUUCACCAGCACCGCCGUCUCUGUCUAUCUCCACAAGACCAUGGAUAUCAACACUUACGAUCAGAUCUUCCAAGGCUUGACCAAUCCAAAACAUCAGGAUAGCGUCAAAGACCUGCUUGUCUCCGUCUCUAACGCUGCUCUCCGGACUCUCGUCAAGACGUCUCACGAAGUCUUUACAUCUUCAAGGUCAUCGUCUAGUGCCGUGAUAGAAGAAGAAGACGAGUUCAAGACGGGAUCAGUAACGGGAAGAGUGACAUUAGAAACGGCAAAGUCAAUCAUCGGAUUCGUAAUGCUGAAGACGCUGCAAGUGUUUAGAAAGAGCUUCGAGGUGGUUCAGGAAGAGGUUACGGAGAGAGGACGGCAAGUAGUUAGAUAUGUUGGAGCUAAAUCUUCUGUUAUAGUCACGGUGUGUCUAGCCUUGUACUUGCACAUCAUAAGCCGCUGUGAUAGCCAUCAUUUUUAAGUCUAUUGGUUAGAGGUUAUAGUUGGAGCUGAGAAUAGUGUUAAGAGAUUGUUGUCUAUGUAUUUAUGUGCUCAAACUGAUUAUUAUUGAUGGAACAUAAGUUCUUGUGACA